Molecule: messenger RNA, 1000 nt
Organism: Brassica oleracea var. oleracea
Lineage: Eukaryota; Viridiplantae; Streptophyta; Magnoliopsida; Brassicales; Brassicaceae
Product: RING-H2 finger protein ATL18-like
Exons: 1
Coding region: 15-479 (154 amino acids)
Source: RefSeq, a predicted model, not a curated record
GCUCAAGAAAAAAAAUGAUUUCAUUGUUGUUUCCACGGUCUCCUUUGUGCACAGUAGCCAUACUAUUCUACACAUAUGUGUGCAUUCCUUUAGGGAAGUUGAAGAAUCAGUGUGGAGAAGUUAGAUCGCACGAUGAUGAUGACGGUUAUAACCUAACCAGUGUGAAGUUCGGAGACAAGGAAAAGAAGGAGGAGGAAGAGAUAUGCUGCUCAAUAUGCCUUAUGGAUUAUGAAGAUGAGGAUGCGGUGACACAUCUUCCAAGAUGUAAUCAUCUCUUCCAUGUCCAUUGCAUUGAACCUUGGCUUCUCCGUGGCAGUCUCACUUGCCCUCUUUGCAGAUCUUUUGUAUUCUCUCAAACUCCUACUCCUCCUACCCACAACAAUGUCAUUAAUGCUCAUUCCUCUUCCACCUUCCAUCUCUCUCUUGUUUCCUUUUUCUUCUUGUUGUUUCUCCAUCAUCUGAUUGAAUACUUGUUGUAGCCUUCAUUCUUUGUUAGCACACUCAUUCUUUUAUAUAUAUUUACAGUGUAUUGUUUUGUCUUCAUUACCAAACACAAAGACAUAAUCGCGUUGAUGUCUCCAUAUGAUAUGAUUAUUUAAGAAAUACUAAACAGAGACAACAGCAGCACUAGCUAUUAGUUGUACAUGAAUCAGUCCUAUGUUUCCCUCCAGAUGAGUUGUUACCUUGCGUGUGAACUGUGAACCAAACAUUUUUGAUGUGUGUCUAAAGCCCAAUCAGUGACAGGAUUAGUAGAAUCAUUUUUUUGAUGGAGAAAACGGACAUGAGUUGCUUAUGUCAUUGCCUAGUAAGAUUUUGCUUGCCAUCAGUUUUCUUUUUGACUGUGAAUCUAAGAAAUCUUAGAAGCAGAUACAGCAUACACGUGCAGCAAGGUGCAGGGGACCCACUUUAUGUUGCGGAAGGACAGCCAAAAUGCUUUGAUCCAGAUAUUGUAUAUGCUACUCCAGCUGAAGAUGGGUACAAAUGUGCACAUUCCAAUAGA